AUGGAUUGGUAUUAUGUAGCACCAGUCUCCAAACACAAGCAGCAACAACAACAUCUGAAAGUACAACCGCAACUCCACUUACAACUACCGCCUCUUCUACAGAGACGGCACCAAGAACUGAACCUACAACCGUGGUUACGACAAACUCUCCUACAACUGCAACUCCACUUCCAACUACCACCUCUUCUACAGAAACAACACAAACAACUGAACCUACAACUGUGGUUACGACAAACUCUCCUACAACUGCAACUCCACUUCCAAACUACCACCUCUUCUACAGAGACGGCACAAACAACCGAACCUACAACCGUGGUUACGACAAACUCUCCUACAACUGCAAAUCCACUUCCAACUACCACCUCUUCUACAGAAACAACACAAACAACUGAACCUACAACUGUGGUUACGACAAACUCUCCUACAACUGCAACUCCACUUCCAACUACCACCUCUUCUACAGAAACAACACAAACAACUGAACCUACAACUGUGGUUACGACAAACUCUCCUACAACUGGAACUUCACUUCCAACUACCGCCUCUUCUACAGAGACGGCACAAACAACCGAACCUACAACCGUGGUUACGACAAACUCUCCUACAACUGCAACUCCACUUCCAACUACCACCUCUUCUACAGAAACAACACAAACAACUGUGGUUCCGACAAACUCUCCUACAACUGCAACUCCACUUCCAACUACCGCAUCUUCUACAGAGACGGCACAAACAACCGAACCUACAACCGUGGUUACGACAAACUCACCUACAACUGCAACUCCACUUCCAACUACCGCAUCUUCUACAGAAACCAACACAAACAACCGAAGCUACAACUGUGGUUAUGACAAACUCUCCUACAACUGCAACUCCACUUCCAACCACCACCUCUUCUACAGAAACAACACAAACAACUGAACCUACAACUGUGGUUACAACAACAACUCCUACAACUGCAACUCCACUUCCAACUACCGCCUCUUCUACAGAAACAACACAAACAACCGAAGCUACAACUGUGGUUACAACAAACUCUCCUACAACUGCAACUCCACUUCCAACUACCGCCUCUUCUACAGAAACAACAGAAACAACCGAAGCUACAACUGUGGUUAUGACAAACUCUCCUACAACUGCAACUCCACUUCCAACUACCGCAUCUUCUACAGAGACGGCACAAACAACCGAACCUACAACUGUGGUUACGACAAACUCACCUACAACUGCAACUCCACUUCCAACUACCGCAUCUUCUACAGAAACAACACAAACAACCGAAGCUACAACUGUGGUUAUGACAAACUCUCCUACAACUGCAACUCCACUUCCAACCACCACCUCUUCUACAGAGACGGCACAAACAACCGAACCUACAACUGUGGUUACGACAAACUCUCCUACAACUGCAACUCCACUUCCAACUACCGCCUCUUCUACAGAGACGGCACAAACAACCGAACCUACAACUGUGUUUACGACAAACUCACCUACAACUGCAACU
Messenger RNA from Cyprinus carpio (common carp), 1504 nucleotides. Its product is annotated as cell wall protein DAN4-like. The coding region runs from base 1 to 921 and encodes 306 amino acids. Lineage: Eukaryota; Metazoa; Chordata; Actinopteri; Cypriniformes; Cyprinidae. The record is from RefSeq and is a predicted model, not a curated record. The transcript is spliced from 2 exons.